Molecule: messenger RNA, 1537 nt
Organism: Colias croceus (clouded yellow)
Lineage: Eukaryota; Metazoa; Arthropoda; Insecta; Lepidoptera; Pieridae
Product: putative serine protease K12H4.7
Exons: 11
Coding region: 20-1510 (496 amino acids)
Biological process (GO): proteolysis
Molecular function (GO): serine-type exopeptidase activity; dipeptidyl-peptidase activity
Source: RefSeq, a predicted model, not a curated record
UUGUGAUAUUUUGAAAAACAUGUGGCUGCUCCUUCUAUUGCUAACUUCGGCACAAUGUCUACACACGCGGGAGCCCCCCGCCCCCGCGCCGCUCACCCGCAGCGCCCCUCAGGAGAGAUGGUUGGAUGUCAGACUUAACCAUUUUGAUGCUAGCGACACAAGGAGUUUUAGGAUGCGUUACUACUACAACGAUGAAUUCACAAGCCAACACAGCAACAUAGUAAUAUUUGUAGGGGGGGAGUGGGAGAUCUCCCCCGGGUGGACACAGACCGGGCUGGCCUAUGAACUGGCUUCGAGGACUGGCAGCGGCCUGUUUUAUACUGAACAUCGGUACUAUGGUAGUACUCGGCCUACUAGAGACACACAACUAACAAACCUUCGCUUCUUAAACGUAGACCAGGCGCUCGGUGACUUGGCGCAGUUCAUACAGCAUGUAAAAAGUGACGACUAUGAAGGUGGAAAGUUUAAGAACGCCACAGUGGGUCUAGUAGGAUGUUCAUACGCGGGCAGCAUGGCCACCUGGAUGAGACUCUCCUACCCCCACCUGGUGGACGCUGCCUUCUCUGAUAGUGGACCACUGUAUGCACAGGAAGAUUUUCCUGAAUAUUUAGAAGUGAUAACCGAAGCGCUACGCUCGCAAGGCAGCGAGGCAUGCCUUACUAGCGUGGGAGAGGCGAUACAACGCAUGGUAGACUUGCUGGGGACAGACGAUGGAGCUGCACAAGUAUCGACUAUGUUUAACACCUGCGCCCCACUCCGCGCCAACGCAACCCUGGACAUUACCACGUUCUUUUGGUACGGCAUCACGGAGACAUUCGCCUACCUGGUGCAAUACGCAACGCCGGGGGAUAUAACUAGUGCAUGUGAAGUCAUGACGGACAGCGCAGUUGCGGACCCAAUGCAACGUCUCGCAAACUGGAUUACCAAAGAACCCUGGACUCAACCAUGCAUCGAACCGCGUUACGAGGAGGUUGUAAAGAAACAUAAUAAUGUUAGCUAUGAUGCCCCUGAUACUACUAUGCGUCUCUGGACAUACCAAACGUGCGUGGAGUACGGUUGGUACCAGACCACGACCAGCUCGCACCAGCCAUUCCUCUCCACUGUUCCCUUGGAGUACUUCCAUCAGAUGUGCAAGGACUUCUUUUCGGUUGAUAUAAACGAGAGCCUACUUCGCGCGGGAAUCCACCGCACGAACCUUUUCUUCGGCGGCUUCAACAUACCAGACCACGUGGUGUCGGUGGCCGGGGGCAUUGACCCCUGGUCCCCGAUGGGGCCAAAUGCGACACAUAGCAGGCCCAAUGCCCCUGUGUACUUUGUGCCUGAAAUCUCACAUUGCAGGGCUAUAAGGCCUACAAACGACAGCGAAACAGAAAUACUUCGAGAUGCAAAAUUAUCAGUCCUCCGUCACAUGGAGUUGCACAUGACGGGAGACAGCGUGCAGUCUGCCGCUCAUAGUGUUGGAAUAACUCCAUUGAUUGUUGUGUUUAGUAUAGCUUUAUGGUUGUUGUAAGGGUUGAAAUAAAUUUGUGUGUGUAAA